Molecule: messenger RNA, 3476 nt
Organism: Drosophila biarmipes
Lineage: Eukaryota; Metazoa; Arthropoda; Insecta; Diptera; Drosophilidae
Gene: nxf2
Product: nuclear RNA export factor 2
Exons: 8
Coding region: 379-2907 (842 amino acids)
Biological process (GO): poly(A)+ mRNA export from nucleus
Cellular component (GO): nucleus
Molecular function (GO): protein binding; RNA binding
Source: RefSeq, a predicted model, not a curated record
UCAGUUUAUCGACGACUGUCGGAGAGAGCGGUUCGGAUUUUUGGUUGGACUAGAACGAAGCUUUUUUUACCCUGGCAGAGUGUAGCUUAAAUUUUGUAGGGAGUUUGCAUGUAGGGUAUAUAAAGCCUUGUUCAUGAUCGUAAGAUCCAUAUUAAAUAUUUUACACAACCUAAAAAUCUAUGAAAAAUAUUUUAUUGCAAAGCAAUUACCAAAUUUUUUUAAUAGGGUAUCUAGAUUUCGUUUUAGCCGAAACUCAAAUUUAGGUCAGGACUAAAGUUUUGAAAACCGCCAUUUUCCAACACUGCCAUCCUGAGUGUUUGGACAGGCGAGAGAUUUGAAAAACAAGUGAGGAAUCCUGCGAUUUAAUUGUCCUCCGCGAUGCCAGGCCAGAAGCGAGUGCUGGACUUCGGCGAUGGCACAGUGCCCAUCCAGCUGGAGUACCCGGACUCGCAGAUCUUCAGCAACUGCAACAGCUACGGCGAUCGUGUUCCGGGCUCCCAUUGGAACGAGAUCACCCUGCACCACCGCGGCACGCUGGAGUACUCGCCGAAUCCACAGCAGAUUAUGAUGGAUGCCCUGUACCAAGCGGUAAAUGAAGCGGAGUUCUUUCCGGUAUUCUAUCAGCGCGGGAGCAGGGCGGACACGUUGCUGGUCAGGAACUGCAAGGCGGCCAUCGAUAAUCUCUUUAGCCAGCGCCUCACCAUCAGCCUGGGAGCAGGUGGCUGCUUGCCCAUCAGCGUCCAACUGGGCGUGGCUCAGUACAAGAUGAGCCAGAUAUUGCCGACGCUCCUCAUCGCUCGGGUGGUCACCAGGCUGAUGAAGCGUCUGGUCCAAAGGGACGGCGAGGACGGGCUGCUGGACCUGAGCAACUUCGGGGAUCAUCCCGAGUUUAAGAACAUCGUGGUAAGCCUGGGCAAUCCGUGCGUCCUGAUGAACGUCUGCCAGGUGAUACACAACAACGAUACCGAGCGCUUCCGGGUGAACGGUUUCAUAUUGGCCAACAACCAGAUACGGGAUGCGCGACCUCUGACCCUGCUCGCCAAUGUGGAUUACGCCCUGCUCGACUUGAGGGGCAACAAGAUCAAGUCAGCCGAUCGCUUGUGCCGCUCCCUGGAGCAAUUCCGGGCCAGAGAACUGCUCCUGGAGAACAAUCCCAUUAUAAAGACUGAGAACUUUCCGGCUAGCAUCAGGCCGUUGAGGAAUAACUUCAAGUUGGUGGAUGGAAAGCCGUUUGACAUGCUGCAAAAGUCCUUUUCGCCGCUGGAUGGAGAGAUCGAUUUGGAGUCGGAUGGUUCGCGGAUCGAUGCAAAUACCAAGUGGAAAGUGCCCGAGUUUGCCAACAGCCCGAACUGGCAUGCCAUUAUGAUACCCGAUCCCAAUCAGGAGUUGUACAAGGACGUGCUCUUCGACUUUUUCUUUAUUUCGCUGGAUCCGUCUCUUAGCGAGUUCUAUCCCUGCUACUACAAGUACAUAAGCACGGAGCACGUUUUCCUCGUGCGCAACUGCUUCGAUCAGAUUGAACAUCUGGUAAACAACUGCAAUCUGGAGAUGUCCAUAGCACCGGAUGGGCGCAUCUUUCGCUACUACCUGCGAAUGAACGUGAGCACGUUCAAGCAGCACCAUGUCGAGCCGGAGAAGUGCAUACAGAAGGCAGUCUCUCAGUGCUAUAUGCCCCAGAACAGGCUGCUCAACCUGGAGCGGUUCCAGCACAACAAGAGCCUGCAGGAUUUGGUGGUCUCACUGGGCUCGACGAAGAUCUUGGCGCACGUACUGUCGGUGGCAACGCGGCAGUUCAUGACCACCUGCUCGGAGAUACGCUUGUGCCGCAAUAAGAUCCUGUGCCUGGACAGAGUGAAUGUUCUAACGCAAAUGGGCUCACUGCGUGCCGUGGAUCUGAGCCACAACUGGGUGCACGACCUGGAAUCAAUCAGGUUUCUUGGCAACCUGCCCCUCAAAUCUCUGGUACUUCACGGCAAUCCACUUUGCCGCAAGUACAGCCUGCCCAGCGAGUACAUUCGGGCGGUUAAGCAGGUGUUUCCGCAGCUGACCACCUUGGAUGGCGUGGACCUGCAGACGAAUCCCGGACAGUCGGUGCAGAAGAACUUUCUGUGCGACAUUGGCGCCUACGAGCUGGUCGGUCAGGUCUUCGUCAAAAACUAUCUGCGGGAGUUCGAGAGCGAUGACCUUCGUGGCGAUCUUACCAAGUAUUAUUCUGACAACUCGAUCUUCACCCUAAGCUGCAACUAUGGCGUUGUUCAGAAUCACCAGACCCGCCAGAUCCUGCCACGCAUCGCAAAAUACAAUAAGCACGGGCGGAAUCUUUACAACAAGGACUUUUCGAGGGCGUCCAAUAGCGUGUACAUCGGCACCAAUGAAAUCUUGGAUGUUCUGUUCCAGCUGCCGAGGGUCACCCACGACUACCACUCCCUGCAGACGGAUGUAAUGCACUAUGAUGGCAAAUCGGCUGCUAUUUACGUGACUGGUUUGCUGCGCGAUGAGCCGCCGGUCACCAAGAACAGUCAUGGCAGCAGGCCAGACAUCGGGGGUGUCCUUCUGGGCUUCAGCCGCAAGUUCAUAGUCAAGUUCGACGAAGAGGGUCUGGGAUUGGGUAAAAGAGCUCGCCGCCUAAAAAUCACCAACGAAAUUCUACACAUUUCGAAUCCCUCGAAAAUUAUGAUCCGCAACGCCUUCAGUGUGCAUUAUCCGGAUGCGAGUGAACUUUCAGUGGAGGAGGACUGCCUGGACGUGAAGGAUCACAAGCUGCUUUUGUUCCAGGAGGUUACCGGGCUCAUUUCCACUUGGUGCACCUCGAUUGUCGAGCAAGCCGAGUGGAACUUUGAGCGAGCCCUGAAGAUAUUUAUCCAGAAGAACGCAGACAAUGAGAUCCCUAGUAUAGCCUUCGCUUAGAGUAUGCUCUUAGUUGAUUAGAGGCCCAAACAGCUUAUUCCUUGAUGAAUCAAAUUACCACGAAUCUAAGGGCUCUGAAGAGCCCAAUAACUUAUCUCUGAUUAAAGUUUCUGUUGUUACCUGUAAAUUGUAGCCCUUGUAGAGGGAGACAUUUCCUCCAACCUUUUAAAGUAUAUAUAUUCCUGAUCAGCUUUAGUAUAUGCAUGUGUUCUCCAUCCGUCGAUAUGAGGUUUUAAGGAUUGGAUUACGCAGCUUCAGUAACCAUGAAGAUGUCCAAUUUGUGUGGUUUUAUUUCCAACCUAUUUUUGGUUUAUUCUAUGACGGAAUUUUAUAAGUAUAUUCCAUCUUAUUAGUAAAUUUGAGCCGGCAUCCAAUAAAACUGCCUUGGGUUACUAUUAAAAUGUAGUUUAGAUGGCCGAAAACAUUUAUUUGAUAAUUACGAGUUAAGGGAAGUCUCUUUUUCCUACACAUUUAAGGGAUCUGAAUUGUAUAUCUCCGAUUUGCAGUCUGUAGCUGCGGAGGAAUGGGCUUUCGGGGCAGUGGGCAACAAAUAAACAUCGAGAAAAUGC